Molecule: messenger RNA, 7681 nt
Organism: Poecile atricapillus (Black-capped chickadee)
Lineage: Eukaryota; Metazoa; Chordata; Aves; Passeriformes; Paridae
Gene: C2CD2
Product: C2 calcium dependent domain containing 2
Exons: 14
Coding region: 142-2253 (703 amino acids)
Source: RefSeq, a predicted model, not a curated record
GGGCAGCGCGGCGCGUCCCAGGGCAGCGCCGGUCCCUGCGCCGGCGCCGCGGGUCGGGCGAGCGCUGCGCGGGGCUGCGGCCGCCGCUCCACCGGGCGCGCCUUGGAGGGCUCCGGAGUCGCGGCCCCAUUAUGGUCAGCCAUGGCGUGGCUGCCGGGCGGGCUGGCCGAGCUGCGUUGGGGCGCGCUCGUCGCCCUCUUCGUGGCGGCGGUGGCCACGCUGGCCGUGUACCUGGUGCAGUACGCGCUGCUGGCGCUGCGGAGGGGCCGCCCGGCGCCGGCCGCCGCUGCCCCGGUGCGGCGGGACGAGCUGCUGGAGGAGGGCGGCUCGGUGCUGGCCUGGGCGCUGUCGCGGGGCAGCUGGAGGCGGCAGUGGCGGCGGGCCUGGGUGGCGGCGCUCCGAGGCGAGGCGGCGGAGCGGGCGGAUUCCCAGUUGCUCACGUUUGAGGAAGACGACCCAGCAGAACCACUUGAGCUAGCAAUUAAAGAAGUUACCAGUGUUGUAAAGUCAGCUGAAGAGAAGGUGGUCUCUUGCAACGUUGUGGGAGAUUCUGUUAAAUUCCUCGUUGCUGUCUCAGCCUCUCCACCUGCGGCUGCCGAAGCUCAGUCGUAUUUUGUGAAGCUGUCCCCAGUCCACUUGCAGCUUCAGCUCUAUGUGAAAGACAAAGGAGAAGAUGUCAAAGUUGAGUGGUUCCUCAUUAACACCAAUGAAAUCAACUUUGAAAUCCAGCCAGCAGUGCAGGAGGAGCAGACAGCAGGGACAUGUGCAAUAUCUGAAACGCUCAGAGAUGUCUUGAAGAACCUCUUCAGCUCAGCUUCUCCAUCUGUCGUGUUGAGUGUGAGGCCUGCAGAUACAAAGGAGGUUCAGAAUGUACAGAGCACGAGCCUUCUCCCUCAGGGCACAAGUCCUCCCAAACCUCCAAGGGCUCAUGACCUCAAGCUGCUGGUGAGGAACAUCGCGGUGAAGCUGAGUGAUCUCCGUGCUGCAGGCAGCACAGACCUUGUGUGUAUAGUUCAGUUGAAUGACCCUAUGCAGAAGUUUUCCAGCUCUGUAGCCAAAAAUGCUGCACAUCCCUUUUGGAAGGAAGAGUUUAUCUUUGAACUAAGUGCCAAAUCCAAAGCAUUGCAACUGCAAAUAGUAGAAGAUGGAAAGUUGGAUAGUCCUUUAUCCGGGAGUGUGACUGUACCUCUAGACCUGUUCAGGAAACAGCCCUGUGGCCAGCACAGCUUUGCCCUGAUCAGCCAGCCCAGGGAGAGCAGCUCAGAGCCAGGGCCUGGGCUGGGAUCCAUCAGUGCAGAGUUCUCUUUUAUAGAACCCAGUGAGCUGAAGGCAAGGCAGGUCUCCUCUCCAGUGCUGGCCACCAAGAUCGAAAAGGAUCGCACUGUGAUGCCCUGUGGGACUGUGGUCACCACUGUCACUGCUGUGAGAACCAAACCUCGUCUGGAAGGGAGAUCAUCCCCGCUGAGCACAGAUUCCCCUGUGAAAACUCCAGUUAAAGUAAAGGUGACUGAAAAGGAUUUCACUGUUGAAGCCCUCCAUUCUCAUGGUGCUCCAGUCAGCAAAACUUUGUCAUCUUCAGAUACAGAGCUGCUGGUACUGAACGGCACCGACCCUGUGGCAGAAGCGGCCAUUCGGCAGCUGAGCGAGUCUGCAAAGCAGAAGCUGAAGUCUCCUCGAAAGAAAAGCACCAUUAUCAUAUCAGGGGUGUCCAAGACCUCUUUAUCUCAGGACAGUGAAGCUUCACUGAUGAUGGACUAUGCUGCAGCCAUGGACAGCUCCUGCAGGGAAGCAGAUCCACCCUCUGUGGAAGAAGCUGUUGCAAAGAUCACCUCUGAUGAAAAGCAGUCACUGGGUGCUUCAGAACGAGACCCUGGUACUGACCCACAGCAAAGCAGCCACAAGGCCUGGGGUUUGGAGAAUGGCAGCCAGCAGUGGGACACCAGCACACUCUUAGACCAGACCUCUGAAGAAAUAUCUGGGAGUUCAUUAAGUGUUUCAGAAACUGGCAGCAUGAAAAAAUCUAAAGGUGGGAUUUUGAAGAAAAGCGCGAAGCUGUUUUUCCGCCGGCAGCAUCACCAGAAGGACCCAGGAAUGAGCCAGUCCCACAAUGACCUGGUGUUCCUGCAGCAGCCUCUGUCAGAGGAGAGCCGCAAGAAGGGGGGGACACUCUCACGAAUUCUGAGCAAGAAGCUCCUUUCCAGGAACAAGAGCAAGAGCAAACUGAACGGUGCUUCGGGAGAGCCGUACCUAUAAACCCAAACCCCCUCCGAUGGGAUCCCUGCUCACCAGCUGAGCACUUGUUUACAGAGCAGUACUAGAGAAUACAAAUAUGGCUGAUGACUUGCAUAAAAGGAUGUUCACUAUUAACAGUGGGGUUUUUUUGGUUUAUUUUUCCAAAACGCUUCUUCUUUCUGAUGAUGAAGUCGCUCCUCUGAAUACGAGCAGUGCCGAAUGUGUCCUGACAGCUUUUGGAGGAGCAUGUGGUUUCUUGUUGAAGAGGAGGGAGGAUGGGGAAUGGUGCAGGUGGUGACCAAGAAGGCACCUGAUGUCCUGGGGUACACUGGGAAGAGCAUUCCCAGCAGGUAAUGCCCCUGUGCCCAGCCCUGGAGGCACCUCUGGGCUGCUGUGUCCAGCCCUGGCUCCUCAGCACAGCAGGGACAGGAGCUCCUGGAGCUGAGGAAGGGCCUGGAGCAUCUCCGUGCCCAGGAAAGGCUGAGGGAGCUGGGGCUGCUCAGCCUGGAGAGGAGCCCCAGCUGAGAGGGGCCUCAGCCCUGGGUGCCCCUGGGUGUCCCUGGGUGUCCCUGGCUGUCCCUGUCCAUCCCUGUCCGUCCCUGUCCAUCCCUGUCCAUCCCUGGCUGUCCCUGUCCAUCCCUGUCCAUCCCUGUCCAUCCCUGGCUGUCCCUGGGUGCAGGAGGGGCAGAGCAGGCCCAGGCUCUGCUCCAGGCCCAGCAAUGGCACCAGAGCCACGGGCAGGGGCUGAGCCCAGCAAUUCCCCCUGCACAGGAGGCACAACUUGUGCCCUGGGCAGUGCCCAGCCCUGAGCAGAGAGCAGAGAGGGGCUGGAGUCUCCUCCUGGGGAUAUUGCAGAGCCCUCUGGACACAGCCCUGUGCCCGCUGCUCUGGGAUGGCCCUGCUGGAGCAGGGAGCUGGCACCAGUGACCCACUGUGGCUUCCAGGCUGACCCAUCCUGCAGGGAGGACCACAACGUGAUCAACUGACUGACAUCAAUAGGAAACUCAGAACUGAAACAUCACACCCAGUUCAUGCCACUGAACCUCAACAGAGAGAGAAGACCCCACUGCGCUCCCUCACUGCAGCCUGCAACAUUAGCAAUUGAUUUUUCUAGUCAGACUGAAAAGAGGGAAAAAAAGAGGCCCAGAUCCAGUUUGUGUUGUAGUUUGGAAGCGGGUGAGUGUUCAGAAGCAGAAGGAAAAUGCUGACUCGGAUAUCCUACUGUAAUAACUGUAGCCUGCUUUAAUCACUGCUCAGCCCCUGUAGGUGGAGAGAUGCCUUUGACAUUAGCCAUAAAUCAAUAAAUUAUGCAAAUACCAAUACUAGCAUAUUGUUUCAUGUUCUGCUUAAAAGGAGUUAUGCUUAAAAAAUAGAAUUUGUUUUUUUAUUUUAAAAAUCUACUUGAAGCUACUUGCAAACACAGUAUUUGCAAAAUCUUACAUGUAGCUUUUCUUCCUGUGUGAGAAGCUGUAUUGCUAAUGCAAAAACUCAUCUUAGGGGCUCUAAUUCCUUCUCCCAAGUGCUUGUUAGACAAAUACAUAAACCAUCAUAUCAAAUGCAAAGCUAGAGCAGUAAAUGGUGAAUAGAGCAUAGUCAACCCUACAGUGCUUUUCAUUGGAAAGCUUGUCUCACUUGCCAAACACUUACUGAGAUCUUAAAAUACACAAUUGUGAAGAAAGCUUUUGAAAAAAUAUUAAUUCCCCUAGUUCAGGUUCUAGAUCUACCAGUGUUGUCAUGUGCUGAGUGGUUGGUUGGUCAGAUGAGUUUUUUUAACCUUCUUUCCUUGCUAAAUAUUUCAGCUGCCUCCUUUAGUCUAAAAUGAAAAACUGAUGGGAGUAAAGGCAUAGUUCUCAUUUUGGCUAUGAAGAAGAGUAAAAUGUCAGUAUUUCACAGGUACCAUUUUUCAUGCUUUACCUGUACUUUUCCAUCAUCGACAUUCCUGCUGAGGACAAAGGACCAAGCCUGUUCUCUUCAGCCAAGAAAAACAUCCAUUCAUUCCAACUAAAUUACUGAAGUGAAUGGAUGAUAGACCUUGUGCCUACUUUGCCAACAGUGAUUUUUCCCCUGGCCCCUUUCCUCCCUUUAAGCUAUCCAACACUUUGGCAGAUAUUUGUGCUUUCAACUUAAAGCAUUCAUCAAAAAUAGAAAGUUAAUGAAGACUAGAAACACAUUUCAAAUUUCAAAUUUUGAUGGACUCAAGGUUCUCUGGUAAUAUCAAAGUAGAGAGGUUUGGUUUCUUUUUUACCAAGAAAAUAUUAGAACUGAACUGUCAAUAUAUUUUAACUAUUUAAAAAUACUGUUUAUGUGUAACCUCCUAAGAUCACUGUGGUAGUACAGUAGACCAGACUAUCAAAUAGUUGUACGUUUAAGCAUGCUGCUUGUUAUGAAAACACUUGAAGGCAUUUUAAUGUUCUGUAUUUUGAAAAUUGGGUACAAAUUAAUCUUCUGGAGCUGUAUUAUGCUUAGAAAUCCCAGUUCAGUAAUACAGGUUUGUCCAGCCUGAAUGUGCCUGAACAGUUUUGUUUAUUUCUAAUUGAAAACAAAGUAGAAAUUUUGUUUCUUCAUUUGUUCUACAGUGGAUGAUGAUGUGAGCCCAUGAUUAAAACCCCUGAUGCCAUGUUCCCUCAAGAGACACUUUUUCUCUUGACUUUACCAGGAACUCUCUGUGUUAUGGGGCAGGGUGGGAGCCAAAUCCCUGCCAUUUUUAAAUGUUCAGUCUUUGUUGCUGAAGGAUAAAACUACAAAUUCAAGAAAUCUGAAUGAAAUUGAGCUCCGUGGGUAGCACAUCCAUACACAAAAAACAAAGAGCUGUGGAAUUGAAAAUGUAGAGGCAGCACAUAACAUUACUUGAAAUCUUCGUAAAUUACUGAGCUGGGAUUUUAAUUUACAGAAGCUUUAGCCUGUACUGUAGAAGAGGGUGAAAUAACACUGAGUAACUUGCAGGAUACAGCACUAGGAUUUGCUUGUAACUUACCCCAGAGAAUGGAUACACAUGAAAAAAGUGGUUCAUCUUAAGGUCUUAAUGAUCACUUGAAUGCUUGUCUUGAUGGUGGGAAUGAAGAACAUUCUUUACUGCAAACUGAGGGUUUGGGCUCACAUGUGUUGAGAAGGAAUUCUUCAGAUGAGGAGAGCAAGGCAUUUGGUGUAAAAAGGGAAUCUGUUUUUUUAUUUGCCUUCACUCCUCAGGAAAAUAAACAUUGUUUGGUUUGAUGUUGGAUCUCUGUAUCUGGCGGCUGUGUUCCUCACCUCUUCUUACUCCUCUGCAAAUAAUUUAUGUCCUGCUGUAAGAACAAGCUAAGGCACUAAACAGAAAGGGACAAUUGUGCUGUUCAGUUGUGAUAACCCCAAAGACCCACAAUAAUGAAUCCCAUCCCUUCCUUAGGUUGUCAUUUAAGAUCAGGAGAUCUGAGGAUGUACAUUUUUUGUGUAUUUGGGUCAGUAUGAUCCUCACAACUUGCAGGAUCCACACUGCAGUUUUGGGUCAGAAAGACUGGAUUUGUUUACUGGCACAAAUAACAUCAUGAUGUGUCCUGCACAGUUUUUGUGAAGGAUGCCAGAGGAUUACAAACACCUUCUGUGUUUUGUAAUUUGAUCCACUGUUCAAAUGUCUAGUUAUUAAAAUUAUAAAGAAUUUGAGUAACAACCCACUAGAACAGUAGAUAAAAUUUUUACAUGAUAUUAUUACACUGAAAACUUCUUGUUUACUGCCUUGCAAUUUAAUGGCAUCAGGACAGUAUAUUGGUAACAACCUGUGAAAUAUUCAUUCCUUCUGUCCCUUUUCUCACACAUUUGUGUUUCUGGGUGUUCUGUACAGCAAAGAAAGCAUGGUAUUUAUUUCAUGAGGACUAAGAGAUGAAGGCUUGUUUUUCUUUCUAAAGAAUUUUUCUGCCCAUACCUGCAACUUCUUAAUUUGUGUUUGUAGUUUGUUUUGUUUUAUGGUAUUUAAACUUUACAUAUGCCUCAAAGGAGACAAGCCCUAUCCUCACCAAGAUUUGUCUUAGCUUUAGUGUGAAUUUUGACUGAGUAAAUAUUACAAGAAUUACAUUGCUCUUUGUAGAUGAAAGCAAUAAAACUACCUAAUACCUCUAAUGGGAAUACAAGCUAAGUAACUUUCUUUAAGUGAUUGAGAUCCCUUUCAAAGUCAUUCUAAAGUGGAGGGGAAGACUUUAUCCCUAGGUCAUUGGUAUUUCAUAUCCUACUUGCCCCAGGUAGAAUAUUAGAGUCAUUUCACUCCUAACCAUAUAUGAAACUUGGGAAUCCAAGGCAGAAGGAAUGCCAGGGUGGAAAAAAGUUCAUUUUGAAAGUGAAAUACCUUUGCCAGACUUCUUCGACUUAAUGGGCAGCACAUCCACUGUGCAGGCUUAAAUACUGGGUUUUAUUCUUACACUUUCUGACAGAUUUUCUUUUUCCCUGCUCUUUCUUUGGGAGACAGGUUGGGGCUCCAGGCCAUACAGACCUUGCUCUUGAGAGGACUGGAUUUAUAAUGCUGCUUUUUUGAUGAAAUUGGAUGGCAAUUAGACCAGAUUUAGGGAUCAGUGGAAUUUUACAGCAUUUUACAUCCUGGUACUGCAUCUCCUUGCUGGUUCUAGGUGUUUUUCAAGUGAAAACUUUCUGCUAUUUCUUGCAGAGUUCUGGUGUUCUUGAUGUGCAAAACAUCAUAGGAAAAAAAACAAAGUUGAAAGCAUAAAAUGCUACCAAAUGUGGAUGGGGAAGCAAAAUAAGAAUCUUGCUCUUGUUUUAACACCUUUUUUAGGUCUGGGAGCUCUGGGUGUUACACAGAGCGUGGUGAGAGCUGGCUGGAUUUUUCAGUUGAGUUUAUUGCAGGCUUUGGUUUGGAGAGCUGAGGUUUGAGACAAGUGCUUAUAGAAUUAACUGUGCCAUAGCUCCAGGCUAAGACAUUCCUGUUGUGAGUGGGAACAGCUGACCUCAUGCUCUGACCUCCACAGGACCUAAGUGGAUUUAUUCAUGUGUUUAAAGUCAGCAUAUGCUUCUGCACAUUGCUAAGCCUCAGCCUUGGUGACAAACAACUCCAGAUUAAUUAUAUAACGAGGGUGAUUGCUUUAAGUUAAGGGUGAAUAAUACCACUUCACUCAGGAUAUCCAAACUGCUACUAUGCAAGGUGCUGGCAUGGUGUGAAAAUAGCUGGGAAGGAUGAUCUGAGGUCUUUCCAGUACUAUAACUCUGUAUUUCCCAAUGAUGUAUUAUGCUCUGUAUUAUUCCAGGCGGGGUAAAACUUUUUUUUUUUUUUUUUUUUCCUAGCAUCAACUGUCAUAGUCACUUCUUCUGUGGUGUGUUUUUCUUCCUGUGCAUACAUAAACUCCAGUUGGUGCAAUUAUGGUAUCUAUGAUGUACAGAUUUAUUAUAUCACUACAAAAACCUAAGAGGAUUUUUUUAAAGAAGUAACUCCUGCUGUACAUAAAAUAAAAGCCAAUUGUCUCUGUGUGGUGUG